AUGCAGGAAUCGAAAUGCGCACGCAGAAAUCUGGAAGAGGAACAAAGUAAUAUUCUGAUCGUACACGACACGAGGGUAACACGUAAACAAAUCUUAGUCCCACCAACCAAUCAACCUUUGUUUGUUUGUUCGUUCGUUCCACACUUGCCCUUCCUUCGUUUCUUCCAUCACCGACUACUUCUCCUUUGUCUGUUGUUUCUCCUUCAAUCGCUUCAUUCUCAUUCAAACAAACCCUUUAUUUGUUUUUUAUGGGGUCAUAGCUCAUCUCUUCAAAAUGUAUUCUCUCAAAGAUAAAGUCACACAGAAGCUUUCGCAUCUCUUUGCCAACUCCUCCAACACCCAGGAUAGUCCCUAUUCUCAAGAGGGUAAACCUCUGUCUUCAUAUUUAUCUUACAUUAUCCCUUCAAUCAGCUCUGAUGGAUCGAAGACAAGCAAGCAUCAAGAUAAUCAUAAACCAAAUAAAUCAGCUUAUAAUUAUGAGAAUUUUGAGUAUCAGGAUGUUCCAUUCGAUAAUUAUGUCGAUUGUAGUCCCUCAUGUAAUAGCAGGGAUUUAUUGAAAGAUGAAAUUAUUAAUGAAGAUCAGGGGUCUAGGAAAAGCAGUAGCAGCUCUGAGGUUUUCGAAGAAGUAAAUGAGCAGGAAACUCCAAAUACUUCAAAGAAGUCUCAACUCAAUCUUAGUGAUGACUCUGCUUUUAUAUCUCCCGAGUUGUAUGAAUUUUUUGAAUCAUGCCUCCCCAAUAUAGUAAAAGGACGUCAAUGGGUCUUACUUUACAGUUCGUUGAAACAUGGAAUAUCACUUCGUACACUCAUUCGCAAGAGUGCUGAACUUUCUGGUCCUGGUUUGCUGAUUGUUGGAGAUAGGCAAGGUGCUGUGUUUGGUGGGUUGCUAGAUUGCCCCUUGAAACCUACAGCAAAGCGAAAAUAUCAAGGAACCAACCAGAGUUUUGUCUUUACAACUAUAUAUGGUCAGCCAAGGCUUUUUCGACCUACAGGUGCCAACCGAUACUACUACAUGUGUUUGAAUGACUUGCUUGGAGUUGGUGGUGGGGGUAACUUUGCUUUAUGCUUAGAUGAAGAUUUGUUAACUGGAACUAGCGGGCCUUGUGACACGUUUGGAAACAAAUGUCUAGCUCAUAGUCCAGAGUUUGAGUUGAAGAACGUUGAGUUGUGGGGUUUUACACAUGCUUCCCCUAUCCAUAGCUAAGAUGCUUUAGUUUGAUGUCCAGAAGAAGCUCUCUCUCUCUCUCUCUCUCUCUCUCUCUCCUGUUUUUUCUUCUACUCUUCGUAUAUUGUUUAGUUUACCUACUUUCUUAGGGUGACUACUUGCCCUUGAGUGGUUGAUCAAUUUGAUAUGUCAGACAUGUCCCAUGUUCUUGUUUGUAGAUCUCUAAAUUGUAUACUUGAAAUUCCAUUUUGCAAAAGUCUGGGUUUGUGGAA
Messenger RNA from Lotus japonicus, 1437 nucleotides. RefSeq lists its product as uncharacterized. The transcript has 8 exons. Lineage: Eukaryota; Viridiplantae; Streptophyta; Magnoliopsida; Fabales; Fabaceae. The coding region runs from base 275 to 1204 and encodes 309 amino acids. The record is from RefSeq and is a predicted model, not a curated record.